This is a messenger RNA of Lasiosphaeria miniovina, 1405 nucleotides long. Its product is annotated as RAI1 like PD-XK nuclease-domain-containing protein. The coding region runs from base 293 to 1207 and encodes 304 amino acids. Lineage: Eukaryota; Fungi; Ascomycota; Sordariomycetes; Sordariales; Lasiosphaeriaceae. The record is from RefSeq and is a predicted model, not a curated record. Gene Ontology annotation, biological process: NAD-cap decapping; nuclear-transcribed mRNA catabolic process. Gene Ontology annotation, cellular component: cytosol; nucleus. The transcript has 3 exons. Gene Ontology annotation, molecular function: mRNA 5'-diphosphatase activity.
CCUGGAGAGGCAUGAUAACCAAGGUACCUUCACCCCUGAUCACCCCCUCCCUCUUCUCAACUAACAUCAACACCAGAUCAUGUCGGCACCCUUUGACGACCGUGACGGGUAAGGGCCCAACACAAGUCCUCCCACCAUGGCCCCUCGCUGAGAAAAUGUCCGCCGUGGCCUUGACCUAGGUUCGAGAUGAAUGCUACCCUUUACCGAGUGCGCUUCAAGCCCAGCCACCCUUCAAACACGUUCCUGUCGAGCUAACCCACGCUUUGCAAAGGACUGCAUGUAAGCAAAACACAUGACACAGAUACAAACAAACAUGGACGCUAGGCGGUUCCGCUUUGCCAUCCUCAGUGCUGACAGCCGUGACAAAGCUUCAUUGAAGAAAAUCACCAGUACAAGGAGGCUUCAAGGACAGCACAGCAGUCCUGGAAAAGCCCGAUCCCUCAGGAGGUCAUGCAGUUCUGGGGUACGGCACCUCCUUAAACACGUCCACAAGCACAUGCACCAAGGAAACGGAGCAGCAGUAACUAACGUGACGCACCCCGUAGGAUACAAGUUUGAGACUCUCUCGACCCUGCCCGCGCCCUGGGGCGAGACUUCCCGAGACUAUAUUGAAAACCGAGUGAACGAAGUGGUGAACAACAAGGAGCAAUACUGCUCCGUCGUCCGCACAGGCCUUGGCAAGACAAUAAUCUGCCUGGGAGGCGAAGUCGACGCAAUCUGGGAUUCGAAGCCGGCCACGCCCGGGGCGCCCAUCAACUGGGUCGAGCUCAAGACGUCGGCCGAGAUCCGCUCGGACCGCGACAUGGACAACUUUGAGCGCAAGCUGAUGAAGUUCUGGAUUCAGUCGUUCCUGCUCGGCGUGCCCAAGAUCAUCGUCGGCUUCCGCUCGCGCGACGGCAUCCUCGUCAAGCUGCAAGAGCUCGAGACGGGUGCCAUCCCCAACUCGGUCGCCCGCCGCUGGGGGCUCGCCGCCGGCGGCUGGGACGGAAACGUAUGCAUCAAUUUUGCCAGCGCCUUUUUGGACUGGCUGCGCCAGACCAUCACGGACGAGGGCGUGUGGCGGAUCCGGCGCAAGCCGCGCUCUCCCGACAUCGAGGUGUUCCAGGUCGAGGAGGUGGGCCACGGCAGCAUAAUCACCGACGAGUUUAUGAACUGGCGCAUAAAGCUGUCGCUCAGCCCGCCGAAGCCGCCCGAUGCCACGGAGUAGUAUCUGUGGGGGCGCACACAUGACUGUGUACGGAUAGUAUUGGGUCAUGCAAUGUCGCUGCGAGAUGGAUGGAUGACAUAGAAGGGGGUACCAACGCCCCUGGCGAUCAAUCUGGCCUGCCCGGAAUCAGACUUUUUUUUUUUUUUUUUUUCAGUAUUUGGUUAUCUCCUACCAAGGAGGACAGAGAAAACGAAUACC